AUGUUUCUUCCUUACUACUCAGCUGUCUUUUUUCUUACCCUUCAUUAUAAUUUCCUCUUAUUUUCUUACCAUGUUCCUUUCCUUACUACUCAGCUGACUUUUUUUCUUACUAUGUUUCUGUCUUUUUCUUUUACCAGCUGUCUUUUUUCUUACCAUGUCAUUUUCCUUCAUUAUGAUUUUCUUCUUUUUCUUUUACCAUCUGUCUUUUUCUUACUCCUUCAUUAUUAUUCACUUUAUUUUCUUCCAUAUUUCCUUCCUUACUACUCAGCUGACAUUUUCUUACUAUGUUUCUUCCUUACUACUCAGCUGUCUUUUUUUACGCUUCAUUAUAAUUCCUCUUAUUUUCUUACCAUUUUCCUUCCUUACUACUCAGCUGACAUUUUCUUCUAUGUUUCUUCCUUACUACUCAGCUGUCUUUUCUUACGCUUCAUUAUGAUUCCCUCUUAUUUUCUUACCAUGUUCCUUCUUUACUAG
Acanthosepion pharaonis is the source of this 474-nucleotide messenger RNA. NCBI's taxonomy places the organism in Eukaryota, Metazoa, Mollusca, Cephalopoda, Sepiida, Sepiidae. The record is from the annotation of a GenBank genome assembly.